AUGGCGUCCACCACCUCGGCGGCCGGUCUGCUGUCACUCCUGAAUGAGCCUGAGCCUGAGCUACAGGCUUAUGCUGUUGAGGAACUCAACAAGUCUGUUCACCAAUUUUGGGCAGAGAUUGCGGACAAUAUCUCCGGAAUUGAGAUUCUGUCAGAGUCCUCUUCGCCCCUAGAUCCUGCCACUCGUAACGUCGCUUCUCUCUUGGCAUCGAAGGUCUACUUCCACCUCGGAGAGUUCGACGAGGCCCUCACCUUUGCUCUCGGCGCUGGUGAUACAUUCGAUGUCGACGUCGAGGAUGAGUUCACCGAGAGUGUCGUGUCCAAGGCCAUCGACUCGUACAUUGAGCAGAACGCAGCCGCCUUCGCCUCUGGCGGGGCGACUUCGCCCGAUGCUAGGCUGGUGAAGAUCGUCAAUUCGAUGUUCACGCGAUGUAUCGCAUCUGGGGAGUACAGGCCUGCUUUGGGCAUUGCGUUGGAGACCCGGAGGCUAGAUGUUAUUGAGCAGGUGUUUGAGCAUACCGGCAAGAAGGACCAGGAGCUCCUUGCGUACACCCUCGAGGCUGUCAUGGGCAUUGGCGGCGUGGGAGUAGAAUUUAGGCAGCAGGUGCUUCGUCUGCUCAUCAAGCUCUUCCAGUCUCUCCCACACCCCGAUAACUUCUCCAUCGUUCAAUGCCAUGUCUACCUGAAUGUACCCCAAGAGACUUCGGCUUUGCUCCUCGACCUGGUCACCAAAGCCCACCAAGAUGCAUCGGCUUCAUCAUCAGCCAAUACUGAGCAUGAUCCCCUGCUCAUCGCCUACCAAUGCGCCUUCGACCUCGCCGAGAGCGCCACACAAGAGUUCCUGGAGAACGUCCGUGUGGACCUGGCGUCGAAGACUGCCACAACAAAUGGGGGUGCUGAGAUGGAGACGGAGGAGGGAGGCGCUUCCUCUUCUGCCUCGACUGUGGAGAGCUGUAUCACCCGGGUCCGGUCGAUUCUCCUGGGCGAGGAGUCGAUUCAGCUGUACCUUGACUUCUUGGUGCGGUCGAACCGCGCCGAUCUGACUGUACUCAAGUCAGUAAAGGAUUCGCUGGACGCCCGCAACUCUAUCUACCAUUCCGCCCUCACCUUCUCGAACGCUUUCAUGAAUGCUGGAACAACCAGCGAUCAGUUCUUGCGAGAGAACCUGGACUGGCUGGCAAAGGCAAGCAACUGGAGCAAGUUCACUGCCACAGCUGCCCUGGGUGUCAUCAACAAGGGCAACUUAAAGGAAGGCAUCAGCAUCCUCCGCCCCUAUCUGCCCCAAGAUGGCGUCAGCUCAUCGGCUUUCUCAGAGGGUGGUUCUCUCUUCGCCCUUGGACUCAUCCAUGCUAACCACGGGACAGAAGUAAUGGAACUCUUGACGAAUACGUUGAAGAACAACGAGGGCGAAAUCGUACAGCAUGGAGCUGCUCUGGGUCUCGGCGCUGCAGGUAUGGCUACGGGCAACCAGGAGGUGUACGAGGAACUCCGUACGCGUCUUUACAGUGACAGCGCAGUGGCUGGCGAGGCUUCUGGCUAUGCCAUGGGUCUUGUCAUGCUCGGCACUGCCAACCAGCAAGCCGUAGAGGAGAUGCUGCAGUACGCUCAUGAGACACAGCACGAGAAGAUCAUCCGAGGUCUUGCCAUCGGUCUCGCGCUGCUGUUCUACGGUCUCGAGGACAAGGCUGACUCGAUGAUCGACACUCUUCUGAGCGACAAGGAUGCCAUUCUGAGGUACGGAGGUGUUUACACUAUCGCUCUCGCCUAUGCUGGAACGGGCGACAACAAAGCCAUUCGUAGAUUGCUGCACAUCGCCGUUAGCGAUGUCAAUGACGACGUCCGAAGAGCGGCCGUAACCAGCUUGGGCUUCCUUCUCUUCCGCAACCCCACACAGGUCCCUCGUAUCGUUCAAUUGCUUUCAGAGAGCUACAACCCUCACAUGCGAUAUGGUUCGGCUCUCGCUCUGGGUAUUGCCUGCGCAAGCACUGGUCUCGACGAAGCAGUGGAUCUGUUGAUGCCAAUGACAAAGGACCCAGUCGACUUUGUUCGUCAAGGAGCCUGCAUCUCCCUCGCCAUGAUUAUGCUGCAGCAGAACAGCGAUCUGAAUCCACGAGUGGCAGAGGUCCGUCAGACCUUCAGCAAGAUUCUGGGCGACAAGCACGAGGAGCCGAUGGCAAAGUUCGGCGCUGCGCUCUCCUCCGGUCUUAUCGAUGCUGGAGGCCGUAACGUCACCUGCUCUCUGCAGUCGCGUGUCGGAGGCAGCAACAACAUGAUGGGCAUUGUCGGACUGGCUCUCUUUACACAAUUCUGGUACUGGUUCCCCAUGGCUCACUUCGCUUCUCUUGCAUUUGGCCCCACUGCCCUCAUUGGUCUUGACCGCGAGUUGCGCGUUCCGGACUUUGAGUUUGUCAGCAAUGCCCGCCCCAGCUUCUUCCGCUACCCCGAGGCUGCCAAGAAGGACAAGGAGAAGAAGGUCGAAAAGAUCGAGACGGCUGUCCUUUCGACGACUGUCAGGGCAAAGCAGAGGCAGAAGGCAAAGGAGCGUGAAAAGGCUGCUCAAGGGCUGGGUACCUCCAUGGACACUGACGAGAAGCCCUCCAAGGCUGAUGGCGAUGCCGAGAUGAAGGACGGAGACGCUUCCGCUACUCAACCGGCUACCAAGCGUCAGAGGAGGAAACCAGAACCCACUUCGGAGCGCCUGCAGAACUAUUCCCGUGUCACGCCGGCUCAGGUCAAGUACGUGGCCUUCCCUUCGGAUUCUCGGUACAACCCCAUCCGGGCAGUGCAAGGAUCUGCAAGCAGUAAGCCUGUCAACUUUCACAACACAUCGACUGUGGCGCCCAAGGGCAACCUCAGUUUACUAGGCAAUGCCACCCCCGCAAAGGGCGCCAGUGGUGUCGCGACUCCCCUCGGAGCCAACGACGCCUCGGCCAAUAAUGCAAAGUCGGCCGUAUCAGCUGCGACGACGACAGCUGCUGCCUCUCUCGGUCCGACAGCCGAGGAAGCCAGGGACAUCCUUUCGCGGACGUCUGGCGGUGGAGCUGGUAUCCUCUUGCUCUUCGACCGCAAACCCUCCGACACUUUCAAGGCCCUCAAGGUCAAUGCAAGUGGGGACGAGGGAGGAGACGGCGAACAGCAAGCGGGCACUGGCGCUGCUAGUGGAGCUGCUGCGAGAGGUGAUGAGCUGAGCGAGGCGGACCGCGCUGCCAUUGAGGCUGCACUGGCUGGGGACGACGAUGAGGACGAGUCGAUGGAUGACGAGAAGGACAUUCAGGGCGUGCAGGACGCUCAGAGGAGGAACAACGAGGGCGGUGCGGGCGGAGGCGCUGGUGGUGCGCCUGGAGGUGGAGGUGCUCCUACUGCUCGAUAG
Microstroma glucosiphilum is the source of this 3369-nucleotide messenger RNA. RefSeq names its product 26S proteasome regulatory complex, non-ATPase subcomplex, Rpn2/Psmd1 subunit. Gene Ontology annotation, molecular function: enzyme regulator activity. Gene Ontology annotation, cellular component: proteasome regulatory particle, base subcomplex; proteasome complex; nucleus. Bases 1 to 3369 code for a protein of 1122 amino acids. The record is from RefSeq and is a predicted model, not a curated record. Gene Ontology annotation, biological process: proteasome-mediated ubiquitin-dependent protein catabolic process; regulation of protein catabolic process. The transcript is spliced from 4 exons. NCBI's taxonomy places the organism in Eukaryota, Fungi, Basidiomycota, Exobasidiomycetes, Microstromatales, Microstromataceae.